Molecule: messenger RNA, 5779 nt
Organism: Cryptomeria japonica (Japanese cedar)
Lineage: Eukaryota; Viridiplantae; Streptophyta; Pinopsida; Cupressales; Cupressaceae
Product: putative ABC transporter C family member 15
Exons: 13
Coding region: 999-5576 (1525 amino acids)
Biological process (GO): transmembrane transport
Cellular component (GO): vacuolar membrane; plant-type vacuole
Molecular function (GO): ABC-type transporter activity; ATP hydrolysis activity; ATP binding
Source: RefSeq, a predicted model, not a curated record
UGAUAGAAUCUUGAUUACAAGAAGCUGGAGGAACAUAUAAUUUUGACCAUAGAGGUACCACCAUGUAGUACCAUCCAUUUUGGAUUGGUCAUUAAUGGCACAAGGACUGUGACUUCUUCUGAGAUAAACAAACCAAACUCUUUCCUAACACUUUCCACCACUUCAGGAUCUGUGAAGAGUCUAGCAAACGCCUACUUGUACCCAGUAGCAACUUCAUAAUCUCUAUAUGGUGGAGUUCUCCUUGGCAAAGAAAGUAUUUCAUUGCUGUAGUACAUGGUAUUUGUGAAGUCUUUUGUUGAAGACAAGACGAAUUUUAAAGAUAAAGUAUCGCAAGAAAAUGGAUGCCAUGGUUAUUGGAGGUAUUUUAUUAUGUGUUUGACCAGUUUAUUGUGGGUGCUUGGGAUCCUCCAUUUAUGAGCACUUUAUACGAAAUAGCUGCUACUAUGAUUUGGACGAGCUCAUUUUUUCUAUUGAGGUGUCAAGGUUGCUGCUAAGGGCAUGAGCAUAAGGCCUGAUAUGAGGUGUGGAACUUAAUGCUGGCUGAUUCCUCCUUAAAGGUGGAUGUGAGGUUACCAAAGUGGCGCGUGGAAUGUUUUUUUAUCUCUAAGUCGGCUUUGUGGAAGGGUCUACUUUACACCUGGGCAUAGAGGUUUACAUUUGCUGGCUGUGGGCAUAGAAGACACAUUCUAGGCGUGGGAAGAACUCUCUACAAAUUGAGUCACCUGAGGAUAAGGGCGUGAGAUGCUGGCACUAAUCAGAAGACCGUUGGGCAGCAAUUUCCGUUGAACUGGAGCACAAAACCUCUGUGGUUAUGGCCUUUCAAAUGGCAAUCUGAAAUACUGUUGUUGCUGAACCUGGCCGCUAGUUGAGAUGAGGCACGUGUCACAUAUGGUCUGAGUAGUUGAGUUUAAAUUGCUGAAGAGGUGGCAUAUGUGAUUGUUAACCAGAAGUGACUGAUAAGUAUUUUGGUCAAUGAAUUCCGUACAGAGUACUUAAGUAUGAGGAAAAAAUUAAGUGUAGCACAAUUCUGGUUGGCUUCAAGCAGCCUGAUGGUGAAUUCAGGAUUUAUAGCAUUUUUGGGUUGGUUGCAUCACCUUCUACUGGAGCAGAAACUUGCAAAGUUGGUCUUGUCAGCUACACAGAUUGCUUUCUUUACUGUUUUUCUGGGGUUUGGAUUACAUGCAUUACUAUAUGCUAAGUAUAGACAUUACCAUCAAAGGUUUUUUAUAAGUAGAGGAAAUUUACAUAUUGUUCAAAUAAUUACCACAGUUCUAACUGUAAUCUAUUCAGGUGUUACAAUUUACUAUUGUUGGGUCGCUCAUUAUGAUAGACUAUCUCAUAACUAUUUUCCAAACUUGGUAUAUUUUUCUACCCAAACAAUGGCAUGGUCUGCUUCAUUUAUUCUUAUAAAUUUUGAAAAGAGAUCUGCCUUGUCCUCUCACCAUUUUCUUCUAAGAGGUUGGUGGGUUGUUAGUUUCUUCACAUGGACAUAUCAGAUUCUUUCACGUGGUGCCUGCUUCAUCAGUGACAACUUCAAUCUAUUUCAUGUAGUAUUUGAUGAUUACAUAUUGAUUGUGACUCUUCCAUUAGUCUCAAUACUUCUGGUGGUUGCCAUCAAGGGCUCCACAAAAGUAAUAGUCACAGAAAAUAACGAUAAUCUUUCAACAAAUCUAUUAAAUAACAAAAGAUCCACGUGGCUACGGCAGGAUCCUGAAGGUGUAACCAGUUACACUGGUGCAGGAUUCAUAAGCAGGUUCACUUUUAUGUGGAUGAAUUCUUUGCUGGCAACUGGUUACAAAUCUGCUAUCCAAGUUCAUGAAAUACCAAUGCUUAUGAUUGAAGAUAGAACUGAAAGUGUUAGUCUUUUAUUGCAAUCAAAGCUGCAAACAGCAGGAGGUUCCCUUGCAUUAGCUCUGUUGCAGUCCUUCUGGAAGCAAUUUGUUUUAACUGCUGUUUUAGCCAUCUUAAAAAUCUCUGUGAUGUAUAUGGGUCCCCUUCUAAUACAGCGAUUCAUAGAUGUCACAUCAAGCAAAGAGACUAUAUGGUACAAUGGAGCUGCUCUUGCUUCUAUACUGUUUGUAGCAAAGUUAUCUGAAGUGGUUAUAGAUCAUCAAUAUAACUUUUAUUGUUGCAAACUUUCCUUGGCUGCAAGGUCAUCAAUGAUUAGUAGAAUUUACCAAAAGGGAUUAUGCCUCUCAAAUUCUGCACGACAGAGCCAUGGAAUAGGUAAAAUUGUAAACUAUAUGUCUGUUGACGUGAAUGAAGUUGUUAGGAUUGUACAAACCAUCCAUGACAUUUGGGCAAUGCCAAUACAGAUAGCUAUUGCAUUGCUUAUUCUCUUUGAUGUGAUACGACUUGCUAUGGUGGUUGGCCUGCUUACCAUGGUAUUUGUUAUGGUGCUUUGUUUACUAGUAGCCUCAAAACAACAGAAAUACAUGGUACAGGUACUUGCUUGCAAAGAUGAUCGAAUGAGGUUGACUAACGAAGCAAUCAGCAAUAUGAAGAUAAUUAAAUUGCAGGCCUGGCAAGAAUGGUUUCAUAAGAAAGUUAAGGCUGCUCGUGAUGCUGAACGGGUCUGGAUAAUGAAGCUUAUGUAUAUUGGUGCUAUGAACGUUUGUAUGCUAUGGUUAUCACCUUUAGCAGUUUCUGUUGUCUCAUUUGGUUCAUGCUUACUGAUGAAGAUAGAGCUGACACCAGGGCGAGUUUUUACUGCUAUUUCAACCUUUCGUAUUCUCCAAGAACCUUUAAGACAAUUUCCUUCUCUGAUCACCGCAGCAGUACAAGCUGCUGUAUCUCUCAUUCGGCUUGAAAAAUAUUUCAGCAGUGAUGAGAUGAAUGGAGAGGCUGUUGAGAGGUUAGCUGUGGGAGCUAACUAUGCGUUAUCAAUUGUAGAGGGGUCAUUCAAGUGGUCUCUUGAAGAUGAAAUGCCAAUUCUCAAAAACAUAAAUUUAGAUGUCAGACCUUCAUCAUUAAUAGCAGUUGUAGGGAGGGUUGGCUCAGGCAAAUCUGCAUUUCUUUCAUGCAUACUUGGAGAGAUGGAGAAAGUCACUGGAACUGUGAAGGUGAGUGGAAGUGUAGCAUAUGUCGCACAGUCAGCUUGGAUACAGAAUUGUACAAUUCAAGAUAAUAUCUUAUUUGGAAAAGAUAUGGACUAUGCCAGAUACAAGAACACUCUCAAGGUAUGUGCGCUGGAUAAUGAUCUGUCUCAGAUGGCAAAUGGUGAUAAGACUGAAAUUGGCGAAAGAGGCAUCAAUCUAAGUGGUGGACAGAAGCAACGCAUCCAGGUGGCUAGAGCUUAUUAUCAAAGUGCAGAUAUUUACCUUCUUGAUGACAUUUUUAGCGCUUUAGAUGCCCAUACAGGAACCCAUCUAUUCAAGGAAUGCAUUAGAGGUGCUUUGAAGGAUAAGACUGUUGUUCUAGUGACACAUCAAGUGGAGUUCCUUCGUGAGGCUGACUUGAUAAUAGUUAUGAAUGAAGGCUGUAUAAUAAGUUCUGGCACAUAUAAUGAACUCUCACUGGAUGCUAACUUCGGGGCACUAGUUAAUGCUCAUAGAAAGGCAUUAGAUGAUGUAACAGUUAAAUGUGAUUCAGAUUGCUAUACUGAUAGAGAAGAUGAUAUAUGCCAACAAUCAUGCUCAAUAGAAACUGGUCCAUCAACAUCUGUGAAUCCUUCCUUACAAAAGCAAGUGGGAGGGAAUGUACUACCAAAUCAAGGUUUAGUGGAGCUAAAAAAAGAGGCAUGUGACAUGAAAGAGAUGGAGAAUGAGUCUGAUGGCCAUUGUGCUUCUACAUUAAUUGAUGAAGAGGAGAGAGCUGUUGGCCGUGUAAAUAUGUCUAUUUAUUUGGCAUAUUGGACAAUGUCCUUCCAAGGGUUGCAUGUAAUUGUUUUGGUUGUCAUUCAAAUAUGUUGGCAAGCUUUGCAAAUAUUAAGUGACUUCUGGCUAGCUUUUUUUACUUCUGAAGGAAAAGCGAGUAUGAAGCCUAGAAGGUUUAUCAGCAUUUAUUCAUAUUUAGCAUUUGGAAGUGGAUUUUUUGUUCUCAUCCGGACCCUUCUGAUUGCAUUUUCUGGAUUAAGAACAGCACAAAAGUUCUAUGUUAAUAUGUUGAACAGUGUUUUCCAGGCUUCCAUGUCUUUCUUUGACACGACUCCAUCUGGAAGGAUACUGACAAGGUCUUCUACAGAUCAGGGGACUUUGGACUUUGCAAUUCCAAUGAUAUACGGGUCAACUUUGGCAGUAUCUUUCCAACUUCUUGGAGUUCUUUUUGUUACUUGCCAAGUAACAUGGCAGAUGUUAUUUGUCAUCUUUCCGCUGGGAUAUGUUUACAUAGUAUAUAUGAAAUAUUACCUUAGCACAUCAAGGGAACUCACUCGUUUGGACUCAAUUACAACGGCACCUAUUAUGGCCAAUUUUUCUGAAACUUUAACUGGAAUUACAACAAUUCGUGCUUUUUGCCAUGAGGAAAGGUUCAGGCUUAUUAAUAAUAAGUUGGUUGACACAAAUAUGUGUAUCGACUUUCAUAAUUUUGCUGCCAGUGAAUGGCUUGGUUUUCGUAUUGAAAGUAUUGGAAACAUUAUCCUUUGCUCCUCAGCAUUACUUUUGGUUCUCCUUCCAAAAGGAAUUAUAAAACCUGAAUAUGUAGGGUUAUCACUCUCAUAUGGCCUUUCACUCAAUGGUUGCAUCUUCUUUCUGGUGUAUUGUAUUUGUCAAAUUGAACAGAGUAUGGUUGCAGUAGAAAGAAUAUUGCAGUAUUGCAGGAUUCCAAGUGAAGCUUCACUUGUACUGCCAAAAAAGCAUCCGGAAAAAUGUUGGCCAAGUCAGGGAAGCAUUAUAAUAGAUCAUUUACAGUUAAGAUACCUUCCUGAAGCACCUCUGGUAUUAAAGGAUCUUACAUUCUCCAUUAAGGGAGGUGAAAAGCUGGGAAUAGUAGGUAGGACAGGUAGUGGGAAAUCUUCUCUCGUCUUGACUCUCUUCCGAAUAGUUGAGCCUACUGCAGGAAAAAUUAUCAUUGAUGGGAUCGAUAUCAGUACAGUUGGCCUAAAUGAGUUGCGGACAAGGAUUAGCAUCAUCCCACAGGAACCAACUCUUUUUCAAGGAACUAUCAGAAAUAAUUUGGAUCCACUUGGUGUGCAUACAGAUGAAGAGAUAUGGAAGACACUGGAGAAGUGUCUCUUAACUGAUGUAAUUUCUCAAAAGGAAGAAAAGCUCGAUGCUCCUGUGUCUGAAAACGGAGACAACUGGAGUAUGGGGCAACGACAACUUAUUUGUCUUGGAAGAGUCAUUUUAAGACAAAGUCGUAUUGUUAUUCUAGAUGAGGCAACCGCAUCAAUUGAUACUGAGACAGAUUUAUUGCUUCAGAAUAUAAUUAAGACUGAGUUUGCAGACUGUACAGUUAUCAUUAUUGCACAUAGAGUACCAAAUGUAAUGGGCUGUGAUAAUAUCCUUGUCUUGGAUGCAGGGAAAGCAAGGGAAUUUGGAUCUCCCACAUCCUUGCUUAAACAAUCUUCUUCGAUUUUCAAAUCUCUUGUCACAGAAUAUUGGAACCGUUCAAGAAGUCAUGAUGCUGAGUCUAUUUAGACUUCUAUAGAGAUAUACGUUCAGUUUCAAUAAAUAUCAAUUACCGAAAUUAAGAAAAGAUAUGACGAUGGUGGAUAUUUCUUUGAUAACCUUAAUUACAUUUCUUUUCCACAUAAAGUGUUUAGAAGAUAUACUAUAAUUUUGGCAGAGUUGAUCUUAUUCUUUUCAAAUUUACAAUUUAAAAUGUGUGUUUUCUUCCUUUC